CACUCACCAUGAAAUACAGGACGGUGGUGAUGUACAUGGAAAUCGGCUGCUUCGUGUCCUGCCUGUGUGGCUGGAUCCUCGUGUGUUCCACUCUCCCCACAGAGUACUGGACUUUCUCUGAGGUGGGCAGCAUCGUGCUGACCACCUCCAACUACUACUCCAACCUGUGGAGGGACUGCAUCUCCGACACCACGGGGGUGUCGGACUGCAAGGAUUACCCUUCCAUGCUGGCCCUGCCUGUGUUCCUACACGCCUGCAGAGCGCUCGCUGUCUGCUCCGUCAUCACUGGCUUCUUUGGAGGCGUCCUCACACUCAUAGGGAUGAAGUGCACGAAAAUAGGUGGAUCAGAGAUUGCCAACGCCAGGGUGACUUUUGCAGGCGCUAUAACCUACCUGGUUUCAGGAUUCUGUGGUAUGAUCACCUACUCGUGGUGGGCCAACAAAGUCAUAACAGAAUUCCUGGAUCCACAUUUCAGGGCUCAGAAAUUUGAACUUGGAGCUGCAAUUUUCAUUGGCUGGGGAGGCUCCAUCCUUCUUCUGUCUGGAGGGACAGUGCUGAGUUACUUCUCUGGAAAAGAAGGCCUACCAUCAAGUUCUCCAAAAGGGACACGGAGACCAGUCAGUUAUGCCACCGCCCGAACCAGACGAACCUACAUGCUGCCAGCCUCAUCAUCCCGGGUGACUCUGGUGCCACCGCUGUUUUAUGAAGGCAGGAAGAGCCGAACCACCAGAGCAACAACAAAAACCGGUCGAACAUUCAGCAGAGACAGCUUUGUCUGAGCCAGAGGCGAAGCGCUCAGCUGACAAAGUGACUUUUAAAACUUUAAAGUAAUAGUAUGCAGAGUACCUUUUCUCCAAGUCAUGUUUUGAUACGUCUUAUUAAAAGUCUUAUAACUGUGUGCUCCACAUCUUUUCAGAGCUUGCAAUGUUUUUUUUAACCUUUUGUAUUUAUAGCUGUGUUUCAUCUUCAGCAGGCAGCAUUCAAUGUCUGCUGAUGCGGUUAAUCUUCAAGUCUCUGCAUACUUUGUUGUUUUAAAAGAGGUUAAAAAGUUCAGUAUCAAAGAGUAGAAAAAAUGCCUGGAAAAAAAUGCGAUAUGUUUGUAUUUGUUUACAAAUCUGUUCAAAAUUACAAAUAAAACUCUUGUGCAGUUGUCCAUA
This is a messenger RNA of Scatophagus argus, 1157 nucleotides long. It is a transcript of the gene cldn10d, whose product is annotated as claudin 10d. The transcript has 5 exons. The record is from RefSeq and is a predicted model, not a curated record. Lineage: Eukaryota; Metazoa; Chordata; Actinopteri; Scatophagidae. Bases 9 to 779 code for a protein of 256 amino acids. Gene Ontology annotation, cellular component: plasma membrane; bicellular tight junction. Gene Ontology annotation, molecular function: structural molecule activity. Gene Ontology annotation, biological process: cell adhesion; bicellular tight junction assembly.